Molecule: messenger RNA, 951 nt
Organism: Nicotiana tabacum (common tobacco)
Lineage: Eukaryota; Viridiplantae; Streptophyta; Magnoliopsida; Solanales; Solanaceae
Source: RefSeq, a predicted model, not a curated record
AUGACAAGGGGAAGAGGCACUAAACGUAGUUGGGGAGGUCGUGGGGGCAUGUCUAACAAAGGGGGAGAAGGCUACCAACAACUACCGAACACUUCUCAUGCCAAUAUUAGUGAACCAUCACCCCCUACAUCUCAACAAGUUGGUUCAAACCAACAUAUUAUCUCGUCUCAUGAAAGUAGAUUUCGGCAGCUUAUAUGUACAUCUCAAGAUGUUCAUGCUCAACAAACAACUUCUGCUUCUCAAAAUGUUGGUGGUCAACAAGCAACUCCUGCUUCCCUGAAUAUUGGUCAUCAACAAGCACCUCGUUCUUCUCAGGAUGUUGUUGCAUCUUAUGGAAGUAGUAAUCCACAGGCAAGACGAGAUACAACUCGUGGAAUAAUAUCUUUGAAAGUAAACGGAGACACAUUUUGCCCACAUGAAGCUGUUCGGAAUGUAACAAUAACCUUUAAGAAAAGCUUCUCUGGAUCAUGGCAUUGUUGGAGCAAAGUUCCGGAGCAUUACGAGAUAGAUGGUUCAAUGACUUCGAGGUAUUUAUACUUAACUGUCAAAAAAUAUUCUUUUCCUAGUGAGGAUAAAGUUUUUAUUCGACGGACUUUUGAGCAUGUGGGGAGUGAAAGGUUAAAUGACAGUUUGGGAAAAGCAAAAAGACAAUUUUCAAAAACAAAAGAAAUACCGGGAUGGAUUGCUAAAGAUCACUGGGACGCUUUGAUGGAAUAUUGGAACUCUGAGAAUUUUAAAAAGAAAUCAGAAAUCAACUCGAAGAACAGAAUGUCAUCUAAUAAUGGAGAAGGUCCUUCCUUACAUACCGGAGGAUCAGUUGCAUUUGCUGAAUACAGAAGAAGACACAAGGAGCUAACAGGGAAAGAUCUCCGUAAUGAUGAAUUAUUUCUGAAGACUCACAAAACCAAAAAUGAAAAGAAGUGGAUAUGUGGAAAGUCAGAAAGGAUGUGG